Cydia fagiglandana is the source of this 751-nucleotide messenger RNA. Its product is annotated as protein lethal(2)essential for life-like. The record is from RefSeq and is a predicted model, not a curated record. Gene Ontology annotation, biological process: response to heat; protein refolding. Gene Ontology annotation, cellular component: nucleus; cytoplasm. The coding region runs from base 83 to 661 and encodes 192 amino acids. NCBI's taxonomy places the organism in Eukaryota, Metazoa, Arthropoda, Insecta, Lepidoptera, Tortricidae. The transcript has a single exon.
CGAGCGGCGUCAUUCGAUUGUAAACAAGCGAACCCAGCGAUUCAAGCGAUUCUCAAGCGACUUUACAAGUGAUUAAUCUGCAAUGGCGCUCUUAUUACUCGACGAAUUACGUCCUCGUCGUCUUCGGGACCAACUUUUUGGUCUCGAUUUGUCGCCGGACGAUUUCCUAAUGGACAUUUUCGACCGGCCGUCUGUGCAGCGGCGCUACUCUCGUCCUUGGCGAAAUUUGGCUCUGGCGGCUCGGGAUGUCGGAUCCACCAUCAAAACCGACAAAGACAAGUUUCAAGUCAACAUGGACGUCCAGCAUUUUGCUCCUGAGGAGAUUUCUGUGAAGACUGCAGACGGUUGCGUGGUCAUUGAAGGAAAACAUGAAGAGAGGAAGGAUGAACAUGGAUACAUCUCCAGGCAGUUCAAACGAAGAUAUACCUUGCCUGAGGACUGCAAUCCUGACACUGUGGAGUCCAGAUUGUCAUCUGACGGAGUCCUGACAGUGGUAGCGCCUAGAGCGUCGGAGAGUAAAGGCGAAAGGGCGGUCCCUAUCACCCACACCGGACCGGUGAGGAGGAAGCAUCAUGAUGAAGAAGAUGGAGAUGAGAAGAAGCUGGAGAAAAUGGAGAAUGGAGAAGAGGAGAAAGCGCCUCAGAAAAAGAGACGACGCUAGAUGCUACGUUAGGUUUUAGGUUUUGCUUAGGUUAACCCAUUCCAGUAUUUUGAAGACUGAUUUUUCUAAUAAAUGAUUCGUUCAAAUUAA